Messenger RNA from Merops nubicus (carmine bee-eater), 623 nucleotides. RefSeq names its product rhodopsin. The record is from RefSeq and is a predicted model, not a curated record. The annotation marks the transcript as partial. Gene Ontology annotation, biological process: G protein-coupled receptor signaling pathway; phototransduction. Gene Ontology annotation, cellular component: membrane; photoreceptor outer segment. Gene Ontology annotation, molecular function: G protein-coupled receptor activity. NCBI's taxonomy places the organism in Eukaryota, Metazoa, Chordata, Aves, Coraciiformes, Meropidae. The transcript has 2 exons.
AGGCCGAGAGGUGGCGGGAGCCCCACUGCAGAGGCGAUCCCCCCGCGCUCGAAAAACACCCCUCAGUAAGUGCAAAAGGCACCUCACAAACCGCAACCAUGAACGGGACAGAAGGCCAAGACUUCUACGUGCCCAUGUCCAACAAGACCGGGGUGGUGCGGAGCCCCUUUGAGUACCCCCAGUACUACCUGGCUGAGCCCUGGAAGUAUUCGGCGCUGGCUGCCUACAUGUUCAUGCUGAUCCUGCUCGGCUUCCCCGUCAACUUCCUCACCCUGUACGUCACCAUCCAGCACAAGAAGCUCCGGACGCCUCUAAACUACAUCCUUCUGAACCUGGCGGUCGCUGACCUCUUCAUGGUCUUUGGAGGCUUCACGACCACCAUGUACACUUCGAUGAACGGGUACUUUGUCUUUGGAGUAACAGGGUGCUACAUCGAAGGCUUCUUUGCAACGCUGGGUGGUGAAAUCGCGCUCUGGUCGCUGGUCGUCCUCGCCGUCGAGAGAUACGUAGUGGUCUGCAAGCCCAUGAGCAACUUCCGCUUCGGGGAGAACCACGCCAUCAUGGGCGUCGCCUUCUCCUGGAUCAUGGCCCUGGCGUGCGCGGCCCCCCCGCUCUUCGGCUGG